Anopheles bellator is the source of this 772-nucleotide messenger RNA. It is a transcript of the gene Srp14, whose product is annotated as signal recognition particle 14 kDa protein. Gene Ontology annotation, cellular component: signal recognition particle, endoplasmic reticulum targeting. The record is from RefSeq and is a predicted model, not a curated record. The coding region runs from base 69 to 398 and encodes 109 amino acids. NCBI's taxonomy places the organism in Eukaryota, Metazoa, Arthropoda, Insecta, Diptera, Culicidae. The transcript has 3 exons. Gene Ontology annotation, molecular function: 7S RNA binding; endoplasmic reticulum signal sequence receptor activity. Gene Ontology annotation, biological process: SRP-dependent cotranslational protein targeting to membrane.
CGCUUUCGACCACGAAAGUGGUUUUCUACAAAAUUCUCGAUAGGUUUUUAACAUUAUCUCCAUCUACAAUGGUUCUACUCACUAACGAAGAAUUCCUUUCGCGGCUCAUACUGUUAGCUCAAUCGGCUCGGAAAGAUUCCUCUUUUACGGUAACGAUCAAACGAUACGACGGAAACGAUCGGCCGAAGCCACGUGAAGGAAACCCCCCGCUACCGACACCGGCCGAGUACAGUUGCCUGAUCCGGGCAAAGUCGCGCUCAAAGAAGCUCUCGACCGUGGUGAAGCGCGACGAGGUGGCCAAGUUUAUGGAAACGUAUGCAAAGGUGCUGCGAUCCAGCAUGGAUGGACUGAAGAAGGUCAAAAAGGUCAAAAACAAAGCGAAAGCCGCGCAAGGAUAGUGAUUCGAAGCGAAAGGGAGGAUGUGCUAUGCGGAAAAAGUGUUCAGGAAGUGCUUUUCCCGCUCGCGGCACGGUGCAAUUUAGACACACCGAGAAGUGCAUUUCGUGCUUUAUUCGUUUCAUUACUGCCGUAAAAAAGCAAAAAAAAUCAAUAUUUUAUUCUCUACCACACUUUCCUCCCCCUGAUCGGUUCGAUGCCGAUUUGCAAUGUUUCCUAACACAGACACGGAAUCGGAAUCGCGACAUGGAAUCGGAAUACGUUUUUGCCGCGCAAAUCCACGCCGUACGCUGUUCGUAUGGUUGCGGGCGACGACUAUGUAAUUUUGCUGUAGGUUUAAGCGAAUACUGAAUUUAAUAUAAAAGCAAAAUGGUGA